AACAAUAACAAUAAGAUGACAGAUACAACAGCAACACCAACUAUACCUACACCAACUUAUGAGAAGAGAGAUUAUACAUUGGCAGAGAUCACACAAUACGAUGGUACCAGUGCUGACAAGCCAAUCUUUGUCAGUGUCGGUGGUAUUAUCUUUGACGUGACAGAGAAGCGUGAUCUCUAUGGUGUUGGUGGAGGAUAUCAUGUCUUUGCUGGUCACGACGUCACCAAGUGUCUCGGCAAAAAUAACUUGGAUCCUACCUGUCUCGAUCAACCAGACACAUCAUCGUACGAUGAGAAGGAACUAGGACUGGUCGAGAAAUGGGCUAAAUUCUACCAGAACAAGUACACCGUUGUUGGCAACCUGAUU
Acytostelium subglobosum LB1 is the source of this 366-nucleotide messenger RNA. RefSeq lists its product as hypothetical. Gene Ontology annotation, cellular component: endomembrane system; membrane. The transcript has a single exon. Lineage: Eukaryota; Evosea; Eumycetozoa; Acytosteliales; Acytosteliaceae. The annotation marks the transcript as partial. The record is from RefSeq and is a predicted model, not a curated record.